UCAGAUGGUCUCCAGCACCCACCUGGAGCCAGGUAACCAGGAAAACCGAAACCCCAAAAAUCCACGUAGCACUUCUCAUAAAAAAUUGCGGAAUUACUUGUUUCAAAUGAUUUUAAAGUCAGAAAACGACAAAAAUGUAGCGAAAAUCAUAAAAUGGACGAAAAAAUCGAGUUUAGAGUUCCAAAUGGUUGAUCGACAGGAGGUGGCGAGGCUUUGGGGUGCUGAAAAAGGAAAUCUGAAAAUGGAUUAUGAAUUCUUGUCGAGAAGUAUCAGAUCUUAUUAUAAAUCUGGAAUAAUGAGAAAAAUUCCCGGAAAGGACUUCCGCUACCAGUUUAUUGCAGACUCCUGGACAUCGGCUCAACUGGCACAGCAUAACAAAACUAAGAAGCUUACUCACUCGAUUUCAGCAAUUUUAGGCCAGGAAAAUUGAAUUUGAAAUUUAUUGCACGUUUUUUUUUUAAAUAUAAAUUUUAUAUUUUCUAAGAAUUUCUUUUUGUAAUCCCAUUGUCUACAAAAUUAAAAUUUUUUAAUUCAGCUCAACAAGAGCUUCAAUUUGAGUAUAACCACGACCUACUUUGCUCCAAUUUGAAAAAAGUUAGGUCCCGCCACGAAAUCCCUGGGGGUACUGUACUUUUCGCGGCGGGACCCAAAUUUUCUCAAAUCUGGGUCAUGAUUAUACUUAUUUGGGAGCUGCUCAUAAAAUUAAUGAAACUAGAAUGUUCAAAAAAUGGAAAUUUUGGAAAUAAAAUAUUUUCGAAA
Molecule: messenger RNA, 759 nt
Organism: Caenorhabditis elegans
Lineage: Eukaryota; Metazoa; Nematoda; Chromadorea; Rhabditida; Rhabditidae
Gene: ets-8
Product: ETS domain-containing protein
Exons: 2
Coding region: 5-430 (141 amino acids)
Biological process (GO): DNA-templated transcription; regulation of transcription by RNA polymerase II; regulation of DNA-templated transcription
Cellular component (GO): nucleus
Molecular function (GO): DNA binding; sequence-specific DNA binding; DNA-binding transcription factor activity
Source: RefSeq, marked reviewed